GGAGAGUCAAACACAUUUUGAUAAUGUACAGAGGGAGGUAUACAAAAAGCAGUUUGGCAAGUGGCCGGAAGAUGAAGUUGAGAAUGAUGUCGUGGAGGUCGACGACAGCUUUUGGCUUUAUUGUCCGACUUGCCAUAAGAACUUCAAAACAGAAGCGACUCUCGACAGGCAUAUGGGGUGUCAAACACAUAUUGAUAACGUACGGAGGGAGGUGUACAAAGAGCAGUUUGGCAAGUGGCCGGAACAUAAAGAUGAGAAGGAUGUCGUGGAGGUCGACGACCGCUCCUCCCGCGAUUACAACAACAGCGACUCUCUUAAGGAAACCCGGAGACAACGAGCGGAAGCGAAACCAACAAAUCUGUUUCAUUGUCCGACUUGCAAUAAGGACUUCAAAACACAAAAGACUCUCAACAGCCAUUUGGGGAAUCAAACACAUAUUGAUAAGGAACGGAUCAAGAACGGUGACGCCCCCUCGAAGGACCAAGUUCAACGGGCGAAGAAUAUUGCUGCCAAGAUGUUUUCCUGUAAGGAUUGCAACCCAUAUUAUUUCUACGGGUCACACGAGGAUCUGCUCCGCCACUUUACCAGAAAGAAGCACCUGGAGAGAAUCAGGCCACUGAAGGAGCAAGGUGAAGUGAGCCUGGAGGAGCACCUGGCCCUGGACAAGCUGAAGGAGAGCCAACAGCUCAAGGAGCAAACCCAGAUUCUAGUUAGAAUUCCUGGUGAGGGCAUAGUGGGCUUGGAGGAGGCGGUUGGGCGUAAGGAUGGCAUGUUGAUGAUGUUGCGCAACAAAAAGCAGUUUCGCAAGUUUGCGGGAGUUGAGAAGGAUGUCGUGGAGGUCGACGACCGCUCCUCCAUCAAGCCCCGUCUGUUGUUCCCGCCGAAGCCCAAAGAGGCCGAAAUACCUAACUUAGACGAAGAGGCUCCUACCGAUGAUGAGGAUAACGUUCUGCUGUUCCCGCCGGAUGCCGAGAUACCGGAUUCGGACGCUCCUACCGAUGAUGAGUUAGCACCAGCUUUACCGCUAGCUAUAGUACGCACCACAAGAGCUGGUACAAAGAGAGCCAGCGAGACACUAUCGGUCGGAGCCGGUCCAGCUAAGCGAACUAGGACUUGAUCACUGUUGGUGCUGUGGAUCUCAUGGAUUCAAGGGUCGUCAUCGGUUUUUAAACGCUUGCAAGGCUUUCCAUAGGGGCUUGAUGCUCCAGGGCGACAGGUCGAUGCGAUGCUCGAUCUUGAGAGAUAAGGCGGCGGUGUGGCAGGUCAAGGGAAGUCCGACGGGGUUGAAGCUGAGUGCUAUGGUUGCGGACUUGGCUGUUGAGAAGGGACUUACGUCGGCGGCCGGGGCCGCGGUUUUUUGGUGUGUUUGGCGUGUUUGGUGUGGUUGAUGUGGUUGGUGUGGUCUGGUGAUAAGUUUCUCACGCUAAAGUCAGACGCACCAGAACGAACCAGAGCGAACUAGAGCGAACUAGAACGAACUAGAGUGAACUAUGGGAAAAUACUUAUAAACGCACCUUAAAUCAACCGAGAUUGACCUACUCCUCCACUCUCUGUCGGUCAAUAAGUG
Molecule: messenger RNA, 1567 nt
Organism: Neurospora tetraspora
Lineage: Eukaryota; Fungi; Ascomycota; Sordariomycetes; Sordariales; Sordariaceae
Exons: 2
Coding region: 173-1117 (314 amino acids)
Source: RefSeq, a predicted model, not a curated record